AUGGCGGACCGACACCCAUCAGGAUCGUCUUCGCGACGAACGCGAACAGGCGACAGCUCGAUCGGCCAGUUCAUCAUCGGCUCCGAGAUAGGCAAAGGCAGUUUUGCCCAGGUUUACAUGGGCAAGCAUCAGACCUCGGGCGCUGCUGUAGCUAUCAAGUCUGUCGAACUCGGCCGUCUAAAUAAGAAGCUCAAGGACAACCUGUAUAGCGAAAUCAACAUCUUGAAGAAGCUUCGCCACCCCCAUAUUGUCGCCCUUCAUGACUGUCUCGAGUCGUCGACGCAUAUCAACCUCAUCAUGGAAUACUGUGAACUCGGCGACUUGUCCUUGUUCAUCAAGAAGAGGGAGAAGCUUGUUACCCAUCCCGCAACUUGUGACAUGGCCCGCAAGUAUCCCAGUGUUCCGAACGCUGGUUUGAACGAGGUUGUUACCCGCCAUUUCUUGAAACAGCUUGCUUCCGCGUUACAGUUCUUGCGUCAAGGCAAUUUUGUACAUCGUGAUGUCAAGCCUCAAAACCUUCUCCUACUUCCCUCGGCGCACUAUAGGGAAACCAAUGGCGAAACGAGACCUAUACUUAGUGCCAGUCGUGACUCGUUGAUACCGGCGGCCGGUCUAGAGUCUUUACCGAUGUUGAAACUGGCAGACUUCGGCUUCGCUCGAGUCUUGCCCUCUACAUCUUUAGCAGAGACGCUCUGUGGAUCGCCACUCUAUAUGGCGCCAGAAAUUCUACGUUAUGAGCGCUAUGAUGCGAAGGCCGACCUGUGGUCUGUUGGAACCGUUCUUUACGAGAUGGUCUCUGGUAGACCACCGUUCCGUGCAAGCAACCACGUUGAGCUUUUGAGAAAGAUUGAGAAUGCUGAAGAUCAAAUCAGAUUUUCGCGGGACUGCCAGGUCAGCCCCGAAAUGAAGAGUUUGAUCCGUGGCUUGUUAAAACGAAACUCGGUAGAAAGAUUGAGCUUUGAGAAUUUCUUCAACCAUCCUGCCGUCACUGUUGAGAUUCCUGGCACAGUUGAGGACGACGUUCCAAAGAUCCAAAGGUCGCCUUCAAAAAAGGAGACCCGUACACUGACCAAAACCGAUGAGCUGAGAACAGCACCGCGUCGCAUGUCCUUCCGUCGCCAAUAUAUGACCGAUCAAGAGGCUGGGCGGGAGGAGGUUGGGCCGUCCCCACCGCGUGAAAGACCACUGAGAUCCUCACCUCUGGCAAGUCCUGCCGAGUUUCCUGAUGAUCGGCCGGUGCAGCCAGCAUCCCGCGUUGCCCGCUCUCCACGUGAGGAAAUUGCCCCAGCUCUUGGUCUUCGACGACCACAACCUGUUCCUUCAACAUCCGCACCUGUGCAGCCCACACUCCUCAGCGAGAGGCGUCGGCGUGGUUUGUCCAACGCUUCAAUUAACAAAUACACCCGAGAGGAGCCUUCAUCUUCAGCACCCAGAGACUAUGCCAUUAAAGGCAAGGGAAAGAACGCCGAAGGAGGAGAGGAUGUUGCGCAAGACAUUGCCUUCAUGAGGGACUAUGUCGUUGUGGAGAAGAGACAUGUAGAAGUCAACGCAUUUGCCGAUCAACUGGCUGCACAAGGUACACAGGCUCAGACAAUGUCUCCCAAGGCUGCCCAAAUUGUUCGCAGGGCGACUCAGCAAGGCAUUCCCACAUCUACCACAGGAGCUAUACCUGCCGAGCGGUCUAAGGCACUUCAGAUUGCGCAGGGUAACAGACCGGAUCAUUACAGAGGCGGUUCUUACGACAAGGCCUUAUCUGGGAGUCCAAAGUCGACAACCUCAGUCAUUUCAAAAGCCAUUCAGGAUGCGAGUCUGAGAUUGCUAGGCUUCAGAUACCCGGCACAUCUACUUGGUAAGGGAGCGUCGCCUCCACAACUCUACAACCCCUUUCCUGCAUACCCUGCACCCAACGCACCUGCUGGCCUUCUAACAGACGGCCGGCAAAGCGGGAUGAUUGACGAGGAUGCAAGAGUUGCGCAGUGCAUCGAGGAUAACGCUACACGUAGUGACGUGGUUUGGGGCUUCGCAGAAGUCAAAUACAAGCAACUCAUUCCUCUGACACCGUCACAAGAUCACGGUCUUGGGGGAACACCUGUUGAUCAACUCGCUCCCGAGGACGAGGAUGGCCUGACCGUGGAGGCCGUUGUAGUGCUGUCUGAAGAAGCUCUAGUGCUUUAUGUAAAGGCAUUAUCACUUCUGGCAAAGUCUAUGGAUAUUGCAAGUGUUUGGUGGGGACGAAAAGCUAGAGCUGAUUCUAUCCCCACACGCGACACUUUGGCAACGCAAAACGUUGUCAAUAGGAUCAAUUCGGCCGUCCAAUGGGUGCGAAAGCGCUUUAACGAAACUUUGGAGAAGGCUGAGAUUGUAAGGUUGAAGCUGAUUGAGGCGCAGAAGCAACUUCCUGAGGACCACCCGAGUCACCCGAGCAAUAACCAGCACGAGACAGCCGCCACAAGCACUUCAGGUGCUGAUGGUAUCAUACUCACAGCUGGCUUGAGUGCAGAGAAACUUAUGUAUGAGCGGGCACUGGAGAUGAGUAGAGCCGCUGCAAUCAACGAGAUCGCCAAUGAGGAUCUGGCUGGAUGCGAGCUUUCAUAUGUCACUGCAAUCCGAAUGCUCGAAGCGGUAUUGGACAACGAUGAAGAUCUGUCUUCGAAGAGGAGGAUUUCCAGCAGUGCCAAAGAGGAUCGUGACACGAUUCGUGAAGAAGUAUCUGAAAUCAAUCAGGACGACCAGCAGGCUGUGCACAAGAUGAUCCAAAUGGUAACCAGUCGUCUCACAAGUCUUCGUAAGAAGAUGCAGAUGAUUGCCAACGCCUCGAAGGCACAACAGAGCCUUGCGAGGAAGCGCAGCGGCGACGUGACACCUCGUAGUACGCCUAAACACUCAUUAUCAUGA
Messenger RNA from Truncatella angustata, 2895 nucleotides. RefSeq lists its product as uncharacterized. The record is from RefSeq and is a predicted model, not a curated record. Gene Ontology annotation, cellular component: autophagosome; cytoplasm. NCBI's taxonomy places the organism in Eukaryota, Fungi, Ascomycota, Sordariomycetes, Amphisphaeriales, Sporocadaceae. Gene Ontology annotation, molecular function: ATP binding; protein serine/threonine kinase activity. Bases 1 to 2895 code for a protein of 964 amino acids. Gene Ontology annotation, biological process: autophagosome organization; autophagy; peptidyl-serine phosphorylation. The transcript has 3 exons.